CCCCGACCAAUCAGAGCGCUCGGUUGGCGCGAGCUGCGAAUCGGGAACGUUGGCUCGAAUCUGGAUGCUCGAACUUUGCCGCGUGAAGAAGCGCUCCGCUCGUAAUUUUAUUUGAAAUACGUGUAAUUUUAUUUGGAAAUUCAGGUAUGACAGAAAGGAGAGAAGUAUGAUAAGAUUGAUCGACGUGCAUUUGAUGUGCGCGAUGGACCGACCGUAUCGUGGUGGAAAGGACGUGACGCCUCGGUUUAAAAGGCACUUCGUCGUCCUGACGAUAGGAGAAUUCGACGACGAAGUGAUGAUAAUGAUAUUCAGUAAAAUCAUUCUCUGGCACCUUGACACAAGAGGAUUCAGUAAAGAAUUUGAUCCGUGUAUCGACGAAGUCGUCCUGGGCACGUUAGAAGUGUACAAGGAAAGUCUUCUUAAUCUUUUACCAACGCCAGCUAAAUGUCACUACGUCUUUAAUCUUCGCGACUUCUCCAAAGUGAUACAGGUCUCCUCUCUAAUUCCAGUUCUCAAUCAUAUAAUGUUACUUGGAAGAGAAAUUAAGAUCUAUUUCAAAAAUAAUUGUACAGGGUGAACCACGAAUCGUGUUCAGUAUAGAGUUCUUUCUUAUUAGCAGUCCGAUCG
Messenger RNA from Ceratina calcarata, 627 nucleotides. Its product is annotated as dynein heavy chain 12, axonemal-like. Gene Ontology annotation, cellular component: dynein complex. Gene Ontology annotation, biological process: microtubule-based movement. The transcript is spliced from 2 exons. The coding region runs from base 167 to 577 and encodes 136 amino acids. Lineage: Eukaryota; Metazoa; Arthropoda; Insecta; Hymenoptera; Apidae. Gene Ontology annotation, molecular function: dynein light intermediate chain binding; dynein intermediate chain binding. The record is from RefSeq and is a predicted model, not a curated record.